This is a messenger RNA of Oreochromis aureus, 886 nucleotides long. RefSeq names its product type-2 ice-structuring protein-like. The transcript has 9 exons. Bases 81 to 668 code for a protein of 195 amino acids. Lineage: Eukaryota; Metazoa; Chordata; Actinopteri; Cichliformes; Cichlidae. The record is from RefSeq and is a predicted model, not a curated record.
CUGAUUUGAAGCUGCAUAACGUUCUUGAAUGCAGGCAAACUGACACUGAGAAGGACAAAGAAAAGUUUAAUUUCUGCACCAUGAAGAUGAUGACUGGGUUUCUGCAUGUGUGUGUCAUGAUGACUUUCACACACAGUCUCUCUGUUCCAGAGGAAACAACUGUACCAGCUCUUCCAGAGGAAACAACUGUGCCAGAUGGAGACAACUGGGGAACACCACCACCUCCACCAUCUACAGAAGAUGACUCAUUUGGGGGCUGGCAUCCAUCUUGCCCAGAUGGAUGGAGUAUGCACAGUCAACAGUGCCUCCUCUUUGUUCCAAAAAACAUGACCUGGGACGAUGCUCAGAAUAACUGUCAGUCUCGUGGAGGACAGCUUGCAUCCGUGUAUAAUGACCUUCAAGCUUAUGAGAUUCAAGAGGAGCUGAAGCGUGCUGGACAUGAUCAUGGAGCAUUUUGGGUUGGAGGCCAUAAUAGUCCAGGGAAUCCUUCUUGGUCCUGGAGUGAUUAUAUGGGAAUGUCUGCUUUUGCUGACUUUUGUAAUGGAGACACAGCCAAAGAUGAGCACCACUGUUUGCAAAUAACUUUUAGUGAGGAAAAGAGUGGAUGCUUAGAGAGCAUGGACUGUGAAACUGAGCUCCCGUCUAUCUGUGGAAACAUUAUUAUGUAAUUGUGAAUCAACUCUAUAAUGCAUCAGUAAAAAGCACAAUGAUCUGCAUUUUUCUUUCUCUGUAUUUCCACACCAUCGCUAUGAUGCAAACAAUCAGGCAUCAUGUGCAAUGAAUUGGAGCUGAAUUUUCUGUAUGAUUAAAAGAAAGCUUUCUCCAGACCUUUACUUUGUAGAGUGAACUGUAUCUCAUUCUUAAAUUAAAACUAUUAGCAUUGCAA